AUGUACAGUCUGUUCGCCCUGGCCAAAAACCCGGAGGUUCAAGACUUAGUCUACCGAGAGAUCCGUACCCACCUGCCCGAGGGCGCGCCGGUCACGCCCGAGGUCCUGAGGAAAAUGAAGUAUCUUAAGGCAGUCAUCAAGGAGACUUUGAGAUUGUGGCCGGUAAUUUUUGGGAACCCCAGACUGUAUGACUAUGACGUUGUUCUAGGUGGCUACGACGUGCCUGCAAAGACUGAAAUCCUGGUACAUCAUCGCGUCAUGUGCCGCCAGGAGAGGUAUUUCACGGAUCCACUGACCUUUGACCCAACCCGUUGGCUCCGUGACGAGAACACGUCACCAGUUCCGCCGUACCUGUUCAUGCCGUUUGGACACGGAGUGCGCAUGUGCAUCGGCCGGCGGUUUGCCGAGCAGCAGCUACAGCUCCUGAUUAUCCGGAUCUUGCAGCGGUUCCAUGUGGAGUGCCAGGAGGCGGAGUUGGGGCAGGUCUUUAGUCUGGUGCUGCUGCCCGACAGGAACCCGCGCUUCGUCUUCCGCCGCAGGCAGGGCCACACGGCGUGGGCACCGCAGGCAUGGACACACGGCGUAGGCACGACAGGCAGGGACGCACGGCGUAGGCACCGCAGACAGGGACACACGGCGUAGGCGCCGCGGGCAUGGACACACGGAGUAGGCACGACAGGCAGGGACGCACGGCGUAGGCACCGCAGACAGGGACACACGGCGUGGGCACCGCAGGCAUGGACACACGGCGUAGGCACGGACAGGCAGGGACGCACGGCGUAGGCACCGCAGACAGGGGACACACGGCGUAGGCACGAC
Molecule: messenger RNA, 819 nt
Organism: Branchiostoma belcheri (Belcher's lancelet)
Lineage: Eukaryota; Metazoa; Chordata; Leptocardii; Amphioxiformes; Branchiostomatidae
Product: cytochrome P450 302a1, mitochondrial-like
Exons: 5
Coding region: 1-642 (213 amino acids)
Molecular function (GO): iron ion binding; monooxygenase activity; heme binding
Source: RefSeq, a predicted model, not a curated record